CGCACUUUUACGCCGUAUGCAUAGCAGAAAUUCAAAACGCCUGACCGCGGAAUGUGGCUAGUGUUCCGUUAUAUCACUUUUGCCUGUGAAUUUCUUAUGUUCCUGAUCAUUUUGGACAUUGUAGCGGUUCUAUAUUUCUUUGAGCUGUACUGAAACACUUUUAACCAUUAAAAAAGCACAUCAUGUUGCGAGCAGGACUUGGGAGUGCUGCCACCCCUGUAACAGAGAAGACUUUGAAACGCAAGGUUGAGAAUCAGUCGGCUAACAGAGCUCUGCUGUGGUUUGUCGUCAACCUCUGUUUGGCCGUUUUCUUUUUUCUGGAAAUGACAUUCAGCUCUACAUCGGAUUACUUUGAUCUGAGCCAUCCGUCCGUGUGGUAUGUGAAAUGUGCCUUCACCGUGCUCUUCACGUUCAAUUCCUUGGUGGAUCUGUGGCGCUAUGUCAUCCCCACCCUGCAGGGUAUGCGGCAUCCCAUUGCCCUGUCACCGGUGGAGAAGGAUAUGCUCGGAGUCGGAGACAAUGCGAUUGGCUUUAAGAUGUCCCGUCACAGGAUAGCGUCUGCUCCAGCCAACCUCUACGGCUCACACCACCACACACCACCCUUAUCCUCAUCUCCCUGCUCCGUGAAACCUCCUAGCCAUUACCUCUACCCUGCCACCCCGACCUCUGCAGCCAGUCCCGGGGGUAGCCCAUCCUUGAUGGGUGCGUACGGGUCCCCCAAGCUGACUCCAAACAGUGCAUACAAGGGCCAGUACUCUCCAGGGGCAUCCCCUUCCUCCCAGGGGAGCUUCCUCUCAAUCAAUGGACAUUCCUUUAAUCAGACUCCAGGGAGCACCCCUCACACUCCAGCUGUUUCAUCUUCAGUUCUGUUCAGAGAUACAAGUGGAAGCGGAGGAAGCCUUCUUAGACCGAGACACAAAUCUUCUCCUGUUGCAAGACAUUCUCCAUUGGUGACACCAGAAACAGUUAUUUCUGAUGAAGCUUCUCUAAGGAGCUACUUGUCUUCAUACGAUGAGAAGGAAAAGAGAAAUAUGCUGGGAAUGCCAGACCAAUCACCGAACAGUAGCCCGUCCUUCUGGGCUUACAACCGUUCUGCUGCAGACUUCAACUAUCUCUUGGGCAAGUACCAGUACCAGCUAGCCAGUAGGUCGCCCCAGUCGCCAGCCACUGGACGGGGCAAGGACGACCAGGACUAUCCGGCCACAUAUGGAGCAGAGGAGGCCUGGGACAAGCUGGAGGUGGACAGAGAGACGCUUGACCGCUGGAUUGCCAAUCUAAGACAGUGGUUGAGCCAGACAGUGUUGGUUCCUAUCAUCAAAGAGAUAGACAACGUCAACAAAAAACUGCAGAGGCUUGGCCAUGGGGACCUUCAAAUUGGAGAUACGAGUAUAUCAGCUCUUCGUCAGGUAGCCAUUCUCAAGAGCCAGCAUGUACCUUCCCUCAAUGUACUACUCUCCUACCUAGAUAUAUCAUCUAAUCAAGAAUACAUUAUACAGAGAUACAGAGACCUUGCUCGAGGAGGAUACAUCUGUGAGUUUCGAUGGGACCAGGGUGGAGAGUAUAAGGGCCGUAAAUGGCAGAAGGACUUGCCUACAGACUGUGUGCUUGUACUGCAUGCCUUGUGUACCUACUUGGACUCUUGCCUUCCGCCCCACCCUAAGCAUCCUGACGGAAAGAUCUUCACCGAUCAGUACUUCAUGAAGACGCCCGACAAACCAGAUCUGAAGAGGGAGAAUUUGCUUCUCUUCCAUUCCAAGAUCAACCCUCCUCACUACAAGGUUAUUCUAGGUGAUGAUACAUGGGAUCUUCCAAAGGGUAGAAACAACAUGUUCCAAGCUAUCCUGCUGUUUUUGCGUCACAUCAAGACCAAGGAGAAUGGAAUGCUGGGGAGGGUGAACCUUGGACUAUCGGGGGUCAACAUACUGUGGGUGAUUGACAGCUGAGAUGGACCAAUCACAGCUCGUGAAGGACAGAAAGUAGGUAAAGCUUCUGAUCAACAAGCAACCAAUACCAAAGUUUAAAGAGUAUGAGACUGAAAAAAAAAACAUUGGCUGUAUUUGGUUUUGAAGAUAUACUUAAUGGAACAAGCAAAGUUUCAGAAAUGCUGAUGGGACUAUUUUAUUAGACUGAGAUUUGGAUGAGAGAAGGAUGAUGAAGGAAGGAGCCACCGAGCCUGAUGUUGGAAUAAAAGAUAAAGUAAGGAGAAAAAAAAGAUGAAUUAAUAUAAAGAAAGAGACCCUGGUUUGGAGGUGAAAAUAUUAGUGACAAGAGAAUCAUGGUGAUAUCUAGAGAGAAGGGUUGCCCUUGCCAAAAAUAUUUGUUCAAAUAUUGUGGGCUGGAAUCUAGCAGAUUGACCACAAUAAUAUGAUAUCGUCUUUUUGGAGCCAGAAGGGCAUUACACUUAUUUCAUUGUACACAAAGUAAUGCCCCUUCUUGCUCCAAAACAGACAAUAUAUACAAUAUUUGCGGAGAGUAACGCCCUAAAAAAUAAAUGACUGUGGUACCUGAGAUAUUUGUUGUCUUGUUGUGACCCCAACCCUUUCCUUUUUAUUUUAGAUAAAUUUUCCUGAUAUUUGAAUUGUUAUCCCCCAAAUCAGAGCUGUUAGCACAGAUAUGAUUUAUGAAAUACCGAAAACGUACUAAAAGAGCUCAAACCCAAUUAUAGCUUUAAAACAUAUAUGUCUUUGGGUAUAACAACAUGACUGAAAUGAGAUUGUUUACAUUCUAUGGUGCGUGUGACACAUCAGAGUGCCCAGUCUAUUCUGCUUAUUCAGUUGAACCUGAUGUGAGGAUCUAAGUCAAGUUCAACAAAAUAAAAUUAGAUGGGACCUUAGUCUUUAACUUCUUCAGAAUUUAAUCUGUCAUAGGGUUAAAUUUCAGUAGAACAUGACAUAAUAUAUCAUUCUAGUUAACCACUUCGAGAUCUCAAAAAUUCAGAUGUAGCUCUUCAAGUUUAUUGCUUAGAUUUGUUGACGAAAGAUUUAUUUUCAAAAACCAAAAGAGUCGGUCCCAUUAAUAUUUUGUGCAGUUUUACAGUAAAGUGCAUUCAUUAAUUGCAGGAUGUGAGUUGACAUGUGGUCAGCAUCAAUUGCAGAUUAUUGGGUUAUAUUUCCUCCCCCCCCCCCCCCCCCCCCCCCAAAAAAAAAAAUUCCUCUGUAUAAAUAUACUGUAUGGAAGUGUUUGUAAUCACAUCUUUUUUUUAAUUGUUAAAUGUGAUUAUUGUAAAUCGGAGGGAUGAAAUAAUUGUUCAAUUUAAAUACCGGUAAUCUUUUUGUUGUGGUUAUGGAUUCAUGGAACUGUUACAGAAUUUUAACAAGUUGUUGACUUUGAUAGCCCUUUAAGGACAUUCUGCAGCAUUGUUUGUAGACAAUUUCACUGCGCAGGGCCAGCUUGGUUGUAUAUUUCAUAUGUACAAACAGUACAAUGCACAAAAAUUACUGUGGAAUGUCCUUAAAAUAUAACAUAACAACACAUAAAGGCGAUUCUGUGCAAUGCAUCCCUUAUGACCACUGACUGAUGGUCGUGUUACCAGGAGAAUCACUAGCCUGUGGCCAUAUAAAGACAUUCCUAUUUUUAGAUGAUAUAAGUGUAUAAAAGUAUGAAGGAACAGAAGAAUCUUGUUGAAAAACUGAUUACUGCAAUAACCUAAGUUAAGAAAUGACCCAAGGUGUAGAUAAUCCUAGUAGAUAUUCAUUCUUCAUUUAAUGAGACAUCAGUGAAUAUUUCACGACUAGAUAGUAAAUCUACCGGUAUACAAAUUAUAUCUGUAUAACAUUUACUUAAUACAAUUUAAAAUCUAAUUGAAAAUGUUUGAAUCUCUUGAGUCAUUCAUAAUUUUCAUAUAUAAUAAUUUAGAGAAUGGAAUUUUGAUUAGAAUUCAUUUUAUUUAUAUUUAGGUUACGACUGCCAAUUUCCCAAAUGAAUUACCGGUAUUGUGAUUAAAUUUAUUCCUCUGUUUUCCCCCCUUUUAACAUGAGUUCUAUUUAAGGAGAGCAUGAAUAUAUUUCUUUGAAAAUGUUGAGAGGUGGGAGUAAGAUACAUGUAUUUGAUUUUAAAUUUGCUUCAGUGUCAGAUGAGAUUCAUCAACGCAAUGAAUGGUGCCACAAUUUCUACCAAAUUUCAAAUAUUUUUUCCUCCUCUUUUACGAUUUGCUGACACCAAGAUAAAGAAUUUAAUGGAUGUGAAAUGCAUGCAUUACAUUACUUAAACAGCUAAGCUUUACCUCAUCACUUAUAUGUUCAAAGUUUAAAGAAAAUAUGUGCCUUUGAUAUUCGUGCUUGUUAACGUGUUGUAUGUUCAUGUAUGUCUACUGUAAGAAAAUAAAUCUGAAUGUAAUGUUA
This is a messenger RNA of Strongylocentrotus purpuratus (purple sea urchin), 4340 nucleotides long. RefSeq names its product transmembrane protein 209-like. The transcript has 14 exons. The record is from RefSeq and is a predicted model, not a curated record. Gene Ontology annotation, cellular component: membrane. The coding region runs from base 183 to 1943 and encodes 586 amino acids. NCBI's taxonomy places the organism in Eukaryota, Metazoa, Echinodermata, Echinoidea, Camarodonta, Strongylocentrotidae.